Molecule: messenger RNA, 1791 nt
Organism: Dipodomys spectabilis (banner-tailed kangaroo rat)
Lineage: Eukaryota; Metazoa; Chordata; Mammalia; Rodentia; Heteromyidae
Gene: Wnt9b
Product: Wnt family member 9B
Exons: 5
Coding region: 7-1092 (361 amino acids)
Biological process (GO): cell fate commitment; multicellular organism development; canonical Wnt signaling pathway
Cellular component (GO): extracellular region
Molecular function (GO): cytokine activity; frizzled binding
Source: RefSeq, a predicted model, not a curated record
GGCACCAUGCGCCCCGCGCCCGCGCUGGCCCUGGCUGCGCUCUGCCUGCUGGCGCUGCCCGCCGCCGCCGCCGCCGCCUCGGCCUCUUACUUCGGUCUGACUGGGCGAGAGGUCCUGACACCCUUCCCAGGCCUGGGCACUGCGGUGGCCCCAGCACAGGGUGGUGCCCACCUGAAGCAGUGUGACCUGCUGAAGCUCUCCCGUCGCCAGAAGCAGCUCUGCCGCAGGGAGCCUGGCCUGGCUGAGACCCUGCGGGAUGCUGCCCACCUGGGCCUGCUGGAGUGCCAGUUCCAGUUCCGGCAGGAGCGCUGGAACUGCAGCCUGGAGGGGAGGACCAGCCUGCUCAAGAGAGGUUUCAAGGAGACAGCCUUCCUGUAUGCAAUAUCCUCAGCCGCGCUCACUCAUGCGCUGGCCCGGGCCUGCAGUGCUGGGCGCAUGGAACGCUGCACCUGUGAUGACUCCCCGGGCCUGGAGAGUCGACAAGCUUGGCAGUGGGGAGUGUGUGGUGACAACCUCAAGUACAGCACCAAGUUCCUGAGCAACUUCCUGGGGCCUAAGAGAGGAAGCAAGGACCUGCGGGCUCGGGCUGAUGCCCACAAUACCCAUGUGGGUAUCAAGGCCGUGAAGAGUGGCCUCAGGACCACCUGUAAGUGCCACGGCGUGUCUGGCUCCUGUGCUGUGCGUACCUGUUGGAAGCAACUCUCCCCAUUCCGAGAGACAGGCCAGGUGUUGAAGCUACGCUAUGACUCUGCCGUCAAGGUGUCCAGUGCCACCAACGAGGCCUUAGGCCGCCUGGAGGUAUGGGCACCUGCCAAGCUGAGUGGCCCCACCAAGGGCCUGACACCCCGAUCUGGGGACUUGGUCUACAUGGAGGACUCCCCCAGCUUCUGUCGGCCCAGCAAGUACUCUCCAGGCACGGCAGGCCGAGUGUGCUCCCGGGAGGCCAGCUGUAGCAGCCUGUGCUGCGGACGGGGCUAUGACACCCAGAGCCGCCUGGUGGUCUUCUCCUGCCACUGCCAGGUGCAGUGGUGCUGCUAUGUGGAGUGCCAGCAGUGUGCCCAACAGGAGCUCGUGUAUACCUGUAAGCGCUAAGCUGCUGCUGCUGAGCCUGUGGCACUGCCAGGACUCCCAAGGCCCCUCCAGGGAGGCACACAGAAUACAAGAACACACUGGCCUGCGCUGCUCACCACCCCUCCCUUUACAGACCCUUGCCAGCCUUCUGCUUCCCUCCAUGCUUGGCGGCAGAGAGAAGCAAAGCCCUGCUUGGAGUCUCAGGGUCCUUGACCUUGUUGAGGAUAUGGAGUGGGAGGGUAGACUGGGGAAGGGAUGUGUAAGGAAAAUAAGGGAGACAGAGAAGAGAGCAGGGGUGAGGUUGGCUGAGCAAUGGAGGAUGUCCUGCCAUCUCCAUUUCUAGGAUUGUCUGGAGCUGGAAGAAAGCAGAGGAAGGAUGCAGGGCAGCUGGGGCAGGUGUCCAUCUAGGAAGGGUCAGUCCAGUCCUUUGGGCCUACCCAGAGGGUGGUGAGCUCUGAGUGCCAUUUGCCUGCACUCCUCUGGUAGUUUUACACUGCUGAAGAUGGUGGCAGGAGCUGGUUGUGCAGAGCAAGGAAAGUUUUCUGAGCUUGGCUGGACCCAAGUCAGAUGCAGGCCCAGGAGCCCUGUGUCUUAGCUUUGACUUUUCCAGUUUGCCUUAAUUAGGCACCCUUAUUGUCUCCAGGACCAUCCUGCCCUGAUCAUUAUAGAACCCAAUACAGAUAAGAUGGGUGAGUGAGCCAGUCCCCAAGAUCUGAGGUU